GAUCUUCCAUAGGUACAAUAUGACAUCAAUGGAAGACAUGAGAGUUUUGUCCAUUCAAAGCCAUGUGGUCCAUGGAUAUGUAGGGAAUCGCUGUGCUGUCUUCCCAUUGCAGACUCUGGGACUGGAGGUGGAUGUGAUAAACUCGGUUGACUUCUCCAAUCACACUGGCUAUGGCCUUGUCAAGGGAAGGGUCCUCUCUGACAUGGAGCUAGGUGAAUUGAUCCAGGGACUGAUGGCAAAUGGGGUGGCAAACUAUACCCACCUCCUCACAGGUUAUGUUGGGUGUCCACGCUUUCUCCGCCGCAUUGUGUCUGUUGUUGGAGAGCUGAGGAAGUUAAACCCAGACCUUGUGUACCUCUGUGAUCCAGUCUUGGGAGAUAAUGGUCAACUGUAUGUACCAGAGUCCCUCUUACCCAUCUACAUAGAAGAAGUCAUCCCCCUUGCCACCAUUGUCACUCCAAAUCAAUAUGAAGCUGAGUUGCUCUCAGGUAUCACAAUCACAACAAGAGCAGAUGCCAUUCGUGUCCUGGAUUUCUUCCAUGAAAAGGGAGUGUCCAUAGUCAUCAUAUCAUCAACAGAUCUCCUCUCCCCUGACACUCUCUUGCUUCUUGCAAGUCAAAAAAAUGGGGAGAAGAAAGAGCAAAUUGAGAUAGCUUUCCCCUGUUUGGAGUCUUCAUUCACGGGGACUGGGGAUACCUUUGCAGCAAUCUUCCUUGCCUUCUAUUCAUCCAAAGGAGACUUCAAGCUGGCAUUGGAAUUGACUGUGGGAUGCAUGCAGGAGAUCCUCAAGAGAACCCUCUCAUAUGCCAAGAAGUUGGCUGGGGAAGGACGAGAACCAACAAAGAAGGAGCUGGAGCUGCGGCUCAUCCAGAGUCGUGAUGACAUCCUCAAUCCAAAAGGAUAUCCUGGAACAUCCAUAAUACUUUCUUAGUCUGUGAUUCAUCCCCUCCCCCUCUAGUUGUUACACAGUGUUGGGAUCAGUAUUGGCUUCAUUGCCAAGUUGGGCAUUUCUUUCUUUCUUCUUGAGCUAUUUGCAAGCUCAGAGCCAGGAAUAUUGUCAUUGAUUAUUUAGUUUGAAUAUCACCCAGUGAAGCAAUGAUUAUUGGCUCUAUGGGUUCUUGAACUAUGUAAAACACUUCACACCUGGGAAUUCCAGAAGAAUUCUCAUUAAGUGAUGAACCUCAGAAUAGGUCUAGAAGCUUAUGAUGUAGUAUGCUGUACUAUUUUAUUUUGAAUACCACUGGACAUGGUGACAGAAAGGAGACACAUGAAAUGUUUCAAUUUUAGUUCCCUUUUUCUAUCUCCUGAAAAUGCUGAGAAAAAUUUAUUCCCUUGAGUAGCAGGCUUUAUAUCAUGUCAUGAUGUAUGCUCUGAGUAUUUAGGCCUUUUUUCAAGGCUGUAAUACAAGUAUUGGC
Darwinula stevensoni is the source of this 1415-nucleotide messenger RNA. NCBI's taxonomy places the organism in Eukaryota, Metazoa, Arthropoda, Ostracoda, Podocopida, Darwinulidae. The record is from the annotation of a GenBank genome assembly.